CUGCUCCACCAUGCCGCCCACAGUCCUGGUGCGGGUUGGCCUGGCUUUGGGAGUUGCCGUGGAUUCUGGUGGAAGGCAGGUUAGGAUUGCUCAUACAUCCGUGCAUUGAAGAGCUGACAGGAGCUGCCCCGGGGCUGGUCUGAUCUCUUCGGGCUGCCGAGACCAGACCUGCUCAGGACCUCCUUAGAGCUGAGAAUGUGGGCUGAGCUCCAGCACUCCCUGACGUACGGCUACCUGUCUGUGACUCACUUCCUCAAGCGGGUUUAAAUACUGCUCUGACAGCCUGUUGCAACACAACAGAGGCAAACAGCAGCCAGCAGCAGCUCGAGAGGUGCAGAGACAAUCAGAGCAUGGAAUCGGUGGCAAGUGUCUACAUAUUCAGCGUUCUUGCUCUGGCUGCAGCUGUGAGUGACCCCACUCUGACCCCUGGCCCGGUGACCCCACCGACAGUCAUCGCCCCGCACAACCAGUCCAGGGUCCAGGAGACGCACCACGGAAAUCCCAGUCCCCCCAUGGCGCUGAGCUCGAAAACGUCCUGUCUUCAAAGUGACCAAGAUUAUUGUAUGAACGGCAUAUGUCAAUAUCACGAAAACUCCGACCUGGUCACCAAAUAUCGUAUCUGCGUCUGUCAUCCGGGAUACUCGGGGUCACGGUGUCAAUAUGCACCAUUGUCAACACGCACACUGGAGAAGUCGGAACGCUACCUGUACAUUGCGGUGGGGAUUGGGAUCGGACUGUCGCUCAGUGGGCUCGCCGUCUUGCUGUUUUACUGCUUGCGGUGGAGGGCCCAGGAACGUAAGAUGAGGUACGGUGCGUGUCCGAGGCAGGCAAAUGUUUGACGACUCUGGUGGAUGACCCUGGUCCUCUGGUCUGAUCAGCUGACCCACCGAUGGAAACCAGCAGCCCAGAACCGCGAGGAACUGCAAAUGUACAUUAUGCUAAACAACCCAAGAAUGAAUCACACUUCUGGCACCUCUCCCGGCCUUUGUUAAUCCACUGCGGCAAAGUCUUACAAGCUAACCGGGAAAAGUCCGUUCAAUGCUUCAUUCCAUGCCGACUCAAUGUGGACCCAAGUGUUCAUGACUUGCAUCAACGAUAUGGAUGACAGGACCAAGUAUCAUCUGUACAAGUCUUGCAGUGCUCGGUGGCAUUGUGAGGAGGCAGGAGGAUGUGAAGAGGCUUCGAGGAGGGAAUGGCCAAGGGUGUGGUGGGUGGAGGAUGAUGUCGGAUAUCAUCCACUGGUGCAUAUUGAGGGAAGUUUUCAUUGAAACUCAACGAAUACUGAAAGGCCUGGAUAGAGUUGAUGUGGAGAGGAUGUUUCCACUAGUGGGAGAGUCUAGGACCAGAGGAGGUUUAGGAGAAUGAUCCCAGGGAUGAUAGGGUUAACAUAUGAUGAGCGUUUGAUGGCACUGGGCCUGUACUCGUUGGAGUCUUGAAGGAUGAGGGGGACCUCAUUGAAACUUACCGCAUAGUGAAAGGCCUGGAUAGAGUAGAUGUGGAGAGGAUGUUUCCGCUUCCGGUGGGAGAGUCUACGACCAGAGGAUACAGCCUCAGAAUAAAAGGAUAUACUUUUAGGUCAGAAGGUUAUAAGUGAUAGGAACAGAAUUAGGCCAUUCGGCCCAUCAGGUCUACUCCGCCAUUCGAUCAUGGCUGAUCCACCUCUCCUUCUUAACCCCAUUCUCCUGCCCAUAACCCCUGACACCCAUACUAAUCAAGAAUAUAUCUAUCUCUGCCGGUAAUAUAUCCACUGAUCUCGCAUCCACAGUCUUCUGUGGCAAAGAAUUCCACAGAUUCACCACCCUCUGACUAAAGAAAUUCCUCCUCAUCUCCUUCCUAAAAGAGAGCCCUUUAAUUCUGAGGCUGUGCCCUCUGGUCCUAGACUCUCCCACUAGUGGAAACAUUCUCUCCACAUCCACUCUAUCCAAGCCUUUCACUAUUUGUAUAUUAUAGAAAGGAGAUGAGGAAUAAUUCCUUUAGCCAGAGGGUGAUGAUUGGGCUAACAUACGAUGAGCGUUUGACGGCACUGGACCUGUACCUGCUGGAGUCUUGAAGGAAGAAGGAGGGACCUCAUUAAAACUUACAGACUAGUGAAAGGCUUGGAUGGAGUGGAUGUGGAGAGGAUGUUUCCGCUGGUGGGAGAGUCUAGGACCAGAGGGCACAGAGUAAUAAGCAUGUGAAGGGAAGAACAAGCAGGCUGUGGUGUGGGGGAGUAGGUGGGAACGACUGGA
Leucoraja erinaceus (little skate) is the source of this 2228-nucleotide messenger RNA. Its product is annotated as epigen-like. NCBI's taxonomy places the organism in Eukaryota, Metazoa, Chordata, Chondrichthyes, Rajiformes, Rajidae. Bases 351 to 839 code for a protein of 162 amino acids. The record is from RefSeq and is a predicted model, not a curated record. Gene Ontology annotation, biological process: epidermal growth factor receptor signaling pathway; positive regulation of cell population proliferation; positive regulation of mitotic nuclear division. The transcript is spliced from 5 exons.